UCCGACGAAAACAGAAAACCAACCACCACCACCGGUCAGCGAAUCAAGAUGGCAGCGACCAUAAAGCAAGUGCCUUUAAGUUGCAGUGGUCACACACGACCUGUUGUCCAUCUUGCAUUCAGUAAGAUCACUCCAUAUGGUUACUUUCUAAUCAGUGCCUCAAAAGAUGGCAAGCCAAUGUUGCGUCAAGGUGACACAGGCGACUGGAUUGGGACCUUUGAAGGCCACAAAGGAGCUGUUUGGAGUGCAACCCUAAACGCUGAGGCAACAAGAGCUGCCACUGGUGCUGGUGACUUCUCUGCGAAAGUUUGGGAUUCUGUUGGUGGUUCAGAACUGCAUAACUUUUCUCAUAAGCAUAUUGUCAAGGCAGUUGACUUUUCAAGGGAUACUAGGUUAUUACUUACUGGUAGCAAUGAAAAGCUACUAAGAAUCUUCGACUUGAGUCAACCAGAGUCAGAUCCUGAAAUAUUGGCAGGGCAUGAGGGCAGUAUUCGUCAUGCUCUCUGGUGUGCAGACAAUAAACGUAUUAUUACUGCCGGAGAAGACAAGACUGUAAGAGUAUGGGAUGUUAGCAAUAAAUGUGUGAUCAACAAGAUAGAUUUUGAAAGUUCAUCACUCAGCCUGGAACUGUCUCAGGAUGAUUCUAUCCUUGUGGUCACUCACAAGAACACCAUCAGUUUUUACAACACAGAGAACUUUACAAAAAUAAAGGAAUUGACAGUUCCAGCUCAGGUUUAUUCUGCAUCGCUGCAUCCAGACAAGACCUGUGUAGUGGCUGGUGGAGAGGACUUCAAGCUCUACAAGCUGGACUACGAUACCGGUGCCGAAUUAGAAAGCUACAAGGGUCACUUUGGUCCUGUGCAUUGUGUGCGUUACAGCCCUGAUGGCGAGCUGUAUGCCAGUGGGUCUGAGGAUGGAACCCUUCGUCUUUGGCAGAAUACUGUCGGCAAGACCUAUGGUUUAUGGAGAUGCAUUGAAGAUAACAACACCAGUGACCCAAGUGUAGCCUUAUCCUCCACCCCACCUUCAGUGAAGGCAGAAGCCUGAAGACAGAAAAGCUUAAGCCUACAGCUAGAUGGGUAGCUGGAUAAGGUUGUCUAAAUGCUAGGCCUUCAUCGAGGGAAUUGUUUUUGUUGUUUUAUUUCAAGAGAUACAAAAUUACAAAACAUUAUAGUACCGCUUCGCAAUAUUUGAGACGAUAAAUGCCUGGCAUUUUUUAUGUUGAUAUCAUUUAUCCUAUAAUGAACACAUAAACAAACUUGCAGUUAUUAUGCCCACUCCAAUUUUGCAUUCAAUAGUCAUCAAUAAUUGCAUUAAUAAGUACACAUAAAUGGAAAAACAAUUUAUUGUAGAUUUUAGUUGGUACAAGGAAGAGGUUUUAAAAACCAUCUAAAGUUAUUGUUAUUAAUGUUAUAUUUUGCGUACAUCAAUUCUAGUAUAAGAUGCUAGAAAAAUUUUUUUUAAUUAAAAAAAAUUAUACAGAAGUACCCCAAUCAAUUUUAUACAUUAUGAUAAUUUACUUCUAUUAUUUUAAUUUUGUAAAUCAUCCACCUAAAUUUGUCAAAAUAUUUAUGGUAGACAGAAGUACCCAAAUUGGUAUGUUUGUUUCGCCAUUGAUUUUAUACAUUAUAAUAAUUAUUUAAUUUUAUUAUUUUUGUAAGUCCUACACCUAAACUUGUCAACAAAAUAGGUAUGUUAGAAAUAAACAAAAUACAUGAUAUUAAAUACUGUAUAACAAUUAAUCUGUCAUUUAAUUGUGUACUAUAUGUACGUUGAAAAAUAUGUCUCAUUGAUUUGAAAAAAAAAA
Messenger RNA from Anneissia japonica, 1807 nucleotides. Its product is annotated as serine-threonine kinase receptor-associated protein-like. Gene Ontology annotation, cellular component: SMN complex. Gene Ontology annotation, biological process: spliceosomal snRNP assembly. Gene Ontology annotation, molecular function: protein binding; RNA binding. The record is from RefSeq and is a predicted model, not a curated record. Lineage: Eukaryota; Metazoa; Echinodermata; Crinoidea; Comatulida; Comatulidae. The transcript has 7 exons. Bases 49 to 1047 code for a protein of 332 amino acids.